This is a messenger RNA of Salarias fasciatus (jewelled blenny), 6600 nucleotides long. RefSeq lists its product as uncharacterized. Gene Ontology annotation, cellular component: cytoplasm; cytosol. The transcript is spliced from 4 exons. Bases 699 to 1904 code for a protein of 401 amino acids. Gene Ontology annotation, molecular function: MAP kinase tyrosine/serine/threonine phosphatase activity; MAP kinase tyrosine phosphatase activity; protein tyrosine/threonine phosphatase activity. NCBI's taxonomy places the organism in Eukaryota, Metazoa, Chordata, Actinopteri, Blenniiformes, Blenniidae. Gene Ontology annotation, biological process: peptidyl-tyrosine dephosphorylation; negative regulation of MAPK cascade. The record is from RefSeq and is a predicted model, not a curated record.
UUGCUGCUGCUGCGGAGGGUUCGGCUCCACUCGGCUCCAUUCGGCUCCGCUCGGCUCCAGGCGGAUCGACUGGGGGUCGUGAUCGAGCCCGCGGUGCUGAUGCUGCUGCGACCGGGCCGGAGGAGCUGGUCGGUGUCCAGCCCGCUCUUCGGCGGGACCCUGCCUGGUUUUAUUUCGGUCCGUGCUGUUUGAGAGCGACGUUUAGCCGCUUCGUGCUGCUGCAUUUCUCACGACGUGCAGGCGUACAAGCAGCGGCAGCAGCGGCUAGCCCGCAUCCCACCCAGCGUCCGGCACAGUCCCCGCUGACAUCCGUCCUGGGCUCCGGUCGUCAUGUUAGCCACACUUACUGCUCUGCUGGCUCGGGUUUCCAGGUGCUCUGCGUCCCCGCUGGAAGUAAUGAAAUGUAGCCUCCAUCAGCUCGACAUCAUGACUCACACUCAGUGAGUUAGCCUGCCGCUAGCCCGAUGCUACCCGCUGCUAGCGGCUAACGCCGUUAGCCUGCCGCCAGCCCGAUGCUAGCGGUUCGUCGACCUGGACCGCUGUUAGCCUGCUGCUAGCUGUUAGCGGCUAACCACCCGGCAGAACCAGCGAGCCGCUGCACGGACUGUGACCGAUGGAGCUGAGGCGGUGGUCGGCUUCCAGGAGAUGAUGGGCCGCCUCCGCCGCGGGUUUGUGCCUCUGUGUGCAGGAGGCGGAUCAUGGGCUCCGAGAAAGACCCGAGUGCUCACAGACUUCUGGACCAAAAGAAGGACGGCAGGCGCGGUUUAGUGAAGACCCUCCACAGCCUGUUGAAGACCCAGAGCUCUCUGCAGAUUCCGCCCCCCUCCCGUUCACAAUGUGCUGGUUCCUGUCCAAACCUCAGCAUGAGUAGGAGCGAGCACGCCGAUGGCCGGCCCGUCCCCGUGGCCCUCACCCCCCAGCUGCCCCCCCGAGCCCACCGGCCCCUCUGCGUGUCGGUGUCCUCCGACAGCAGCGGACGCUUCAGGGCCCUGGAGACGCAGGAGUGGAAGAACAACCUGAAAGCCCAGAUGGAGCAGGCUCACAGCGCCGGAGCCGCCAGCAGCACCGGCUCUCUGGAGCGAGCGUCGCUGUUCUGCGCCGGGGCGUCCGCCGCGGCGUCCGGCUCGGGCCUGUCCAGCCCCGUGGACAUCCUCAACAAGAGCAAGUCGUCCAGCCGCUUCUCGCUCUUCUCGCCGCCCUGGAACAGCAGCUCCGAGUCCGACUCCAACCCCCCGUCUCGCUCCGGCUCCAAGAAGCUGCGUAACUACAGCAGGAGGGCCGCCACGGGGCCGGCGGGGGCCCGGGGCCCCGACACGCCCGAGCCCCGACCCGGCGAGCACUUCCAGUACUCGGAGCCGGUCAUCUCCAAGGUGACGGACUACAUCUACGUGGGGAACCUGAACGCCGCCUACAACGGACGCACGCUGUGCCGCAACAACAUCGACAGCAUCAUCGACAUGAGCGGCGUGGCGGGGGAGGCGGGCCCCACGCUCAGCCUCAUCCCCUGCACCUGCUCCCGCGGCGCCCGCCACAGCUGGUCCCGCCUCAAGGUGGACAUCGGAGACGCGCCGGACGCCCCGGGCGACGGCCCCGCGCUGAGGCAGCGCUGCUUCGAGGACAUCAACGAGUGCAUCAACGCCUCCGCCGAGAAGAGGAAGCGCGUGCUGGUGCACUGCCGGGACGGCUACUCGCUGGCGCCCACCUGCAUCAUCCAGUACCUGAUGGUGAAGCAGAACAUGAGGCUGAUCGCCGCCUACGAGCUGCUGCGGGCCAAGUACCCGCUCAACAUCCGGGAGUGCCACCAGAACCUGCUGGUGAGCCUGGAGAGGGCGCUGCGGCCCGGCGGCAACGUGGACCCCGAGUGCUUCAAGCAGGCCAUCUCACGCAAAGUGGCCUGGACCUGAGUCCGGCCCCCAGGAGCCCCGCCCCCAACCCCCCAGGAGCCCCGCCCCCAGCCCCCCGUCACCUCCCUACAGACAGCAGAGGGCAGCUGGACUCCUCCCUGUGGAUGACCCCUCCCUGGGGGGGUAGCCCAUCCCUGGGGUUGGAGACCUGUCCCUCGGGGCGGUCCCUCUGGGGGCGUCCCUUCCCUGGCGGUGGCCUGUCCUGUAAACGUGAGCCCCCCCGCCCCCGUCGCGCUCGCCGGCGGACGCAGUGACUUCCUGUGGUGCUCACAGCUCUGGGGUUGACGGUGUGCUGCUGCCGGCUGUACAGUCCAUCUCGUCGUGCUUCAGUUCUGUGCCAUGCCGUGGUGUUGGUGUUCUUUAUCAGGGGAAUAUCCUAGAGGGGGAUCUCAGGAGAUUAUUGAUGUCAUGCAGUGCACAGGGGGUUAGAUUCCAUCAGAGUAGAGUAGAUUAGUCUGCAGCCUCACAGCAUCACGUCUGGUCACCACUCCAUCAGUGCUACACAGCGUGGCUCCUUUUAGGAUUUCUCCAUGUUGGCAGGGUCGUAGUGAUAGUCUGAUGAGUGACAGUGAUUUGCACAUUUUCAUCCUGAAGAUCAUCCAGACGUGUGGAAAGCAGAGCGGGAGCUAGCUAGCUCCACACAGCAGUCAGAUGAAUGCUAAUCCUCUCCAAGUUCUUCCACAGGGAAACGGUUUCACCCUCAAGACGAUGGUUUUUUCAUGAGUGCAUCCUGCUGAGACCGACCCUGGUGGACUUCCAGUGGAGGGCCUGAACCCCGUCCUUCACGCACGUUGGUCCUUCCUCCAGUGAGGGUCCACAGCUCAACAGAAGACCUGCAGGAUUCACACCUGAAGACUGGCUCCUGGACUGCAUGCUGGUCCACUUCACCAGUAAGACACCACCUGGGAAAAUCCACUUCUCAGAACGUUAGAGACAGGAAGCAGAUGGAUCAAUGAGGAAACGCAUUAACAUCGACCAGCCAACGAUGCUUUAACCCUCCAACAUGCUGCUCAUUUGGUUCAGCAUGUUUUCCUGAAACCUUUCAAAAUUCAAUUGUUUUAAUGGACUCUGUUUCCAAGAAUUUCAGUUUGUUCCUGAGGAUUCUGGAAUAAACCGUCCUAGUAGAUUUAACCUCCCAGUCCAGGAUUGAAGCAGCACUAAGUCCAGUUUGAAGAGUCAGAUCCUCGUUUUAAGGGAUGUGAGUGUAGUUUAAAGAGCAGGGUCUACUGUCAGUGAAGAACAUGUUUACAACAGUCUUCAUUAUCCUGGACGGGUCCAGUGAAAUCAGGUGGUCUGGGACAUUUGUAGAUCCAGCCUUCAGCUGUUUGUGAUGUGGUUUACCAGGCCCAGCUGAGUCCAGGUCCAGUCCCUACAGCAGUGUGUUGACAGGAUGUUAAAGUGUGUAUCGACACCAGCAGUAGAGGGCGCUGUGGGUCAGGCCAGGAGCUGUUUCACUGCGUUCUGAGAGAGAACGGUGCAGUUAGAGCCCAGAACCGUUCAGACGUGCAGGUAGAACCACCCAGAGAACCCGUCCCGCCUCUGAAGGUCCGCUGGGCCGCCGUACCUCAGUAUUCCUCCUCCAGAUUACAGAGUGACAGGAACGUUGGUAAUGGAGACCUUGACUCGGCGUGUAAAGAUCUUCGGACCAGGAAGUGAAGGGAGUGCCCAGCACCGAGUGGUUCCCGUCCCGGAGUGCAGAGGAGCCGUCCGUCGGUCCCUCCUGUUCCCGCUUGAACAGUGACGUCCUGACGUGUCCUCUGGGGGGAAGAGCUACUGCUGCGCCAUUAGCGUUAGCAUUAGCCCUGCAGCUCUCACCAGUGUUGUCCCGGGUGCCGCUGAACGGUGAUUCAGGGUUUUGCACUGCGAGGGGGGGUUUGCACUGUUCACAGGGGUGUGUGUUUUGGUGUGUGCUGAGACGUGACUGUUGCUAUGCUAACCCUUAUCAGAUCCACACUAAGCCAGUCUUCAUCAGCUUCAGUGGCAUUACGUUGCAUUUCAUGGGAGGUUUGCAUGUUAGCUCCUGGCUGCAGAUCGGUACCGCUGCCCUUCACCACCACAGAAGAAGAAACCCUGUUUGAGAACCGUGUGGACCAAGGAACAUGUUCUGAGCGCCACAGAACCCCAAACCAGUGUUUGCUAGCAUGAGAGCAGAUGGCCCUGGUCUGGAUGUCGCUGCACCACUUUGACUCGCUUUCAGUCUUUCCGUCGUCACGUUUCUCAAACCGCCUCAGAGUUCCGGGUGUGACUGGACCUCAUUGUUUGGUCUUUAGUGAUCCUCCACACAGGAUGGAAAUGUUUAGGGUUACACACUUGUUUGGAUUCAGUUUCUUUCAUCCUCUCCAGGGUUUCCAGUGUUUUUACUUGAAUGUACCGGCUCAGGGUCCAGCUGCCACAGAACCAGAACUGAGUCAGACUGGACAGACUAGCAGAUGUGUCCUGGUCUCAGUGAAACAGUCCGUGGAAGAGGGGGUCUUACCUGCUGGUGAAGGCGGGGUGUUUUCAAUUUAAAGGCUGAACAUGAAUACAGAAACUUUUACUUUACUCCCUUCAAAGCCAGAAAGAGCUAGCUAUGACCACAGACUUGGUUCUUCAUGCCGUCACUGGAGCUAAAAGUCUAAAACCAAAUAUUUUUCACAGCAGAGUAAACUGGGGGAAAUGACAAGAAGCCUGGCGGACCUGUUAGGACUUGAUCAGGAACCAAACUUAGCGGUGAAAGAGCAGCUCCUUUUGAUCGGUUCUUCCUUCGGGAGCUGGUGGAGGUGAAAGACUGGGCAGCAGCAGAAGCUCUGGAGGCAGAACGUUCCUUUCAUGCACUUGUUGCAGUUUGUCAGACAAUCUUCAUUCUGAAUUUGCACGACGAUAAAAUGUGAUAAUUAGCAUUCCCUCCAACUGUGGUGGGAUUGUGUUAGGAAAACCAGAUGGGCUCCUCUUUAAAGGCUGACUGCUGAAAAGGGAUUGAAGCUGGGGUCUUCAGCUUGUUUUCCAGAGGUUCUCAGGAUGGUUAGAAUCCAGCCACUCAGCUGCAGCGCAGAGCAUCUCAACCCCUUCCACACCUGGACUACGACCACAGUGCACUCCACUUCUGGCCCCAAUUGGCAAAGCUGUGUGGAAAGUUACUGGUGCCUGGUCUGCUGCGGCCACUGCGGUUUUCGUCAGAUCGCAGUGGCCGCGGCAGAGGAUUCACUCCUGGUCGUCCCGAGCAUUGUGAUUUAACAUUUUUUUGCUGUAGUAAUUCCUACUGGAAUAAAUGGCCGCAUGGCGUCCUGCAUGGCGUCCUGCAUGGCGUCCCGCAUGGCUGGUGGGAUCGGUGUGUGGCUGGUGCAUUGCAGGAAACCAGGGAGCGACUGUCGGGGUGUUACGUCAUCCCCGCUGCCGUCUGCCUGAUCCCCGGUCACCGUCUGCCUGAUCCCCGGUCACCGUCUGCCUGAUCCCCGGUCACUGUCCACCCGCACACCGGCCUCUUGACCCGACAAGCAGUGGACGCUGAUCCCCAAUAUUUCAAAGUGUUGCAUUUAUGAACGUUUGUCUUUGGGCGGCGGCCGCUGCUACAAAAAGGUUGAAAUCGCCGUGUGAUCACUGUUCCACUUGUGAAACGUGCACAGCCCGACAGACAUUCCAAGUUAGCUUUCACAAUCUGUCGGGCGACUCCAGCGGUUUGGAGCGUGGUUCUGGUUAAUCUGGCCACUGUUCUGGUGCAACCAGCUGAAACAUUGAAGCAUAUUUUGUUUUUUCCAAUGACUGAAGCAGCGAGCCACAGUGAGUUCAGUCUGAGUCCCGUUUGCAGAACGAGGAACGCCCGUCAUGAAAACCAGCCCGGAGUUCAGGUGGCUCUUCUGUCACGCGGCUGUUCAUGGUUAGCUAACAGCUAGCUGCUAGCUGCUCCCCAGACAGGUUCACUCUGAGGGGCUUUGGAGUCAUGUGCGCCUCGUGCCCUUUGACUGUGUUUCAUCUCAAGCUCUUGUUAACAGCAUCACGACCAUCGAGCCAGUCUGGUGUCCUGAAACUCAUUUUGAGGUUUUCCAAAGACGUAACCGAGCUGACAGUCCCGACACUUCUUGUAACUAACAGGUCCCUGCUGAAUCCACCAAACCCCCUUUCCUGCUGUUGGUUUGCUCGGUCUUGGUCUCACUGAGUUUUUCUUCGGUUCUCUUCUGGCAUCCCUUGGAUUCCUGUCGUCGGUGGUAGUUUAAAGCGGUGACCCGGCAGCAGAGUUCGGUCGGAUGGAAGCUAAAAGUUUGGUGCCUUCAUUUGGAGUCGUCUUGUGGCCGUGCGGUGACAUUUGCACACUUUGUAAGACUUUAACCUCUCGAUUUGUGGUUGAAUAUUUUUGCCUGUUUUAAUUUUGAGCAAAGCAAAAACCAGGAAAAAAAAACUUCUGUGCAGAGUGGUCGUUGCUAUGAUCCUCUUGACUCGUCACCAGUGUACAGUAGACUGAUGUAGUUCAUGCACGUCUGAGCAGCCGUCGGAGACGGAGAACGGCUCCCUCGUGUUGGGUUCACCCUCGCUGUAAAUGCUCCAGCUCAUGGUCAUCGUAUCGGAAUAAAUAGGUUUUCUAACUUGUUCUCUCAGGUGAUUUCUCAGUGGCCCAGAAUGUUCUCGAUGAAUACAAUGUUUGGAAAUGUGAAGCAAUGUAUUUCUCAUGUCAUGUUUCUUAAGUCGGACUUACUUUGUACUGUUGAAUUAAUAAAGAAGGUGU